Messenger RNA from Xyrichtys novacula (pearly razorfish), 41676 nucleotides. NCBI's taxonomy places the organism in Eukaryota, Metazoa, Chordata, Actinopteri, Labriformes, Labridae. The record is from the annotation of a GenBank genome assembly.
ACUCUUGGACAGACGCUCUGGGGAUCGUUGGCUCUUAGGAGACCAGAAACUCUCCUGGAUAUGCUGGACUAUGAAGGCGAGGUACUAGGUGAGGAGUCUGGACCAGAUUUGGAUUUGCUCGUACCACACAUGGAGUUUGAUACCAGAUUACUCAAAAAGACCUUCUGCCGCCUUGGAAGAAGAUGGGAACUCUAUGACUGAGAAUGCAACAAUGACUCAUGAUAUACUUGAGGGAUUUUUUCAGAGCAACUUGUUGGAUGCAUAAAAAAGAUUGCGUUGUUGUUAAAUACUCCAAGCUUCAUCUGAGAUGUAACUGGCAUAAAUACCAACAGUUGAAAGAGGAUUCCUCUGUGACUUAUCUGAGAUACAGACUUUUUUCUACAGUGAAGUAUAUCUGGAUCUAACGGAUACACUGUAUUAUUUCUUGGUAAUCCUGGUAGUUUAUUUCAGUUUGAGACAACACUGGCUCAGAGAUGACUGGAGGCCUGUAUACUGGACUUUUUCUUUUCUCAUUUUUGGUAAUAUCCUUUUUAACUUUUAUUUACUAGCAUUUCAAAAAUUUGUGUGUUUCAUCUUGACUCCUGAUCAUUUAAAAAUGCUCUUUUACUGAUGUACAAGUUUCAGAUUACUUGUAGAUCUUAGAAGUAAAUAAACUCCAGCUUUUGUAUGUAGGCAGGAGGGAACUCCACAGCAACUGCCAGAGUAAUGUAAACUUGACUCAUUCUUCUGCAGGUGGUAUGUGAAAGUGAGCCCACACAUGCUGGGCCUGAAAGAAUGGGGGAAUCACAUGGUGAGACUGUAAAUCAAUUCCAUUCAGUAGCCAGCAGUUAAAAACAGCUGGACUAGCAUCUUUUAAUGUCAACUAUUUCAUAUUAAAUGCAUUUCUACGAAAGACAAGAACAGCCAUGGAUUUUUCUUUUUUUUGUACUGUUAUCUCAUGAUAAUGACUUAUCUCAUUAUCUCUAUAUAACAAAGUUCAUUUUUUCAUGAAAACAAAUCCUUUUGUAUUAUCUCGACAAUACGAAGUUCAUUUUCUCAUGAUAACGGAAAUUUUUGCCGACCUCAUAUUGGAACUUUUAAAAAACGCCCUCCAGAUUGGGAUAUUUCUGAAAUGCCGCUGCCACCGUUGUCAACAGCAAGGGCGUGUUGCACUCUGCACGUGUGCAUUACACUUUCAACGUGGAAACAUUUAACUGCCAUGUGCGAAUAAGACAAAAACAGUAACAAUGGCGGCAUGGACAAAAUUUUGAUUUCAAAGGUGGGUGGGGUACAUGUGACUUGAGAACUGAUGUAACACGCAGAUUCAAACGUCAAUGUUGAGCUCAGAUUUCUUUCUUUAUUCCAGAAUUCAGUUCCCGCCUUUACAUAUAGCCUAGCAAACAGCACAUCUCGCACACACAGUAACAGAGGAGGCGAUACGGCCAGUAGGUGGAUGGAAGUACAAACCCGAUACAGGGAUGUAAAUGAAACCUGCGAUGAAUGUGACGUUAUGGAGGGAAAAUGAACGUCGCCCUCCUGUAAACUUACAUCAGCAAAUAGCGAAUGGGCGAAUAGCGAUGUUCACGGACUGACUCUUAAUAGCAACUUGCAAACUACUAGUCCGACGGGCAUGGGAUGACUGACAGCAGGGAUGGCCAAUCACACACAAACAGCGGCCUGUGGCAGAGCCAGUCAAGGACCUUGUGGGCGGUCCAAACCAAGGGAAACCAGUUUUCAGCUUGAGCGGCCAUUUGGUCCUAGUGCCUGAUGUGUAUCAGUUUGCUAUAGCGUAAAGUAACAUUGUUUUCAGAUGGUUAAAACUACAGGGGACCAAAACGGGCUUUCGAAAAAGUGGGGUCCCCUGUGUGCCCCCCACAAAUUACGUCCAUGAAUGGCAGACGCAUUAUAAAUCGAUUCGUUAUCAUGAGGAAACGAUCUUUGUUAUCUCGAGAUAAUGACGUAAGUCGUUAUCACAAGAUAACGGUGCAUAAAAAAAAGAAAAAUCAGUGGACGUUGUCGUCUUCUGUACAUUUUAUAUAUUUCAUUGUGCUGCUUUCAUGUUGUUUCUUUCUGACUCCUCAGGACAACAGAGACCGAUUCAUUUAACUUCAAACUGGGCCUUUCAGCUUGUCAAUGACUCACUGGCCUUCUCCAGAGCUGACAGCUUCUGCAGAGGUCAGUUCAGCUCCCUUCCCAACCUCAACCAAUCAGAGGAACGAGAAGGGGUCAAGGAGCUGCUUCAGCAAACACAACUCCACUCACCCAUCUGGGUCCAGAAUCCCAGCAAAGAAGCCAACAAGCCUGUGGCCCUAUCAAAACAAUGUAAGUACAAUCCUUUCACCCCACAAACCUAAUUAAGACAACUGUGUAGGAAUUUGCAAAUCAUUCGGCCAAUACUCUCAAAAACCAGGCAAAGAUGAUACAUCAAAUGAUGAUAGUGUAAAAUUUGGUCAUCAUAUGAAACAUUUACACUUAUUUGAAAUUGGCAGCAUCAAGUAAAAAGUACGACAAGAAAAUGCCAAACCACAUUCUACAUGUAUUACAAAAGCAUGGCUCAGUAGUUAGGGAGACCAAACGUCCUGUUUCCCCAGGACAAGCCCUGUUUUUACGUCCUGUCCUGGCCGUCCUGGUUGUUUUACAAUGUUUUUAUUGGACCACUACGAUGAAGAAGAAAACUGAAGAUAUACAUUAUCACAUUGACAGGUCCUAGUUUGUGUCCUGGUUUUCAGUAAUCAAAAUAUGGUCACCCUAUUUGUAGUAGAAGAGUCUAGCCAGAUGCUAAACUGGUCUGCCUGCUGUCCUGACUUGUAACUUGUUUAAACAUUUGGUGCAUCAAAUUUUGUAUGUUGUCCUUGCACCGAUUUAAUCAGAUUUCGUUUUUAGAUCAUUUGAAAACCAUCAAAUCCGUUUAGAACAACAUUUUACAUAAGGUCUCAGCUUUUUAGAAGUUAGAGUUGUUAUACAGAAAGUAAAAAAAUAAUUUAUAAAACUUUAGAAAACCAUGGUACCAAAAACCUAUUUUCCUUUCGUUAAGAUUCACAGUUCUCAGCUCUGAGCUUCUCAAAGGAUUCCCGUGAUGGCUUUGUGAGAGUCAACACAUCUUUUCCCGCCCUGCCAUCAGUUACUGUGUGUGUCCGUGUUCAGUGGGACCCAGAGUGGAACGAGGUGUCCACCAUCUUCUCCUAUGCUGCAGCUGUCUUUACAAAUGAGUUCCAGCUCAGAGGCCAAGUGGACAUGCAGGGACGCAUCCUCCUCGCAGUCAUCAUCCAUGGGAAACACCUGCCCUAUAAGGCGUCCUUCCCAAAUGAUGGAGCUUGGCAUCAUAUUUGUGUUAUGUGGCACCGGAGCAGUGGUCACUGGGCGAUCUAUGUGGAUGGAGAAAGAAAGGACACGGGUUCAGAUACAGACACUUCACGGGAUAUUUAUGCUGAUGGGAUACUCAUUUUGGGUCAAGAUCAAGAUUCAUUUGGUGGGAAUUUCACAGAGCCCUUUUUUGGAAAUAUCACUGACUUGCAUGUUUGGAAUAUGACUCUGGAAAGGAGGCAUGUCCUUGCACUUAAUGCAUGUUCAUCCAUUGCUGAGGAAGAGCUUUUUGGCUGGAACCUGAAUCAACUCAUCAUACAUCCAGCAGUCAAAGAGAUGCAGGUCCUUCUGUUUUGCCCAGGUAAGCUCACCUACACAUCAACUUACUUUUCCUGUCAUUCAUAGAGCUUUGACACAAUAUGCAUUUGCAAUAAGUAAUAAUAAUAAUAAUGCAUCAGAUUUCAUAUAGCGCUUUAUCAGAGACCCUCAAAGCGCUUUACAUUGGAUACAUCAUUCAUUCGCUCACACAGUCACACUUUUGGUGGUGGUAAGUGCAUACUGUAUAUAGAUUGUACACUCUUGGGUUAUUUCUUUAACUCAAUUCCUGGGUUGUACGUGUUGAGCAUCAGAUCCAUCCCCCUUUCUUGGGUCAAAUGGAUUCUAUUGUAACCCAAUUUGAGGGUUUUUUGGAUGGGUUAAUAAUUAUGGGUUUUUUUUCUGAGAGUAACCCAAUAAUUGGGUCAGAACGUUGGGUUUGAUUGACUCUACGUGGUUUCUAGGCCUAAUGGCAAUUAAAGUGACUGGGGGGUGACACAUUUGUAAGAAGCGAACUACAUCUACCAGUUUGGGUCCUUAGGCAAGACCCUUAGAGCUAUGGCCUACCUCAUAAAGACGAUGACCCGGUUAACAAGGUCUGCAAAGCUCCCAAAAAAAGCUCCCCAAAUGCAUCAAUUUAACCCAAGAUCAUUAGUCAAAUUAACUCGAAGAGUGAGUUAUCUCGACCCUUAAAAAGAGUUAUUGAGUCAACCCAAAAUUUGGGUUAAUUUGAAUAACCCAACAUUCUGGGUCAAAACAAUCCAAUAAGUAGUCGGUCCCUUUUCAACCCUGGUGUUGGGUUAAAGGGGUCUUUAGAGAGUACACUGGUAGGCAAUUUACAGGAAUGCAACAGCCACCAGUUUUUCGUCUGAUUGAUCUAUUGAAUAAUUCUAACAUGUAAAAAGGCUAGGUGAUAUCUUACCUUGGCCUUAGUGCUGCAAAGUCAAGCUCGCUUGUAUUUUAUUUGGGGAGGGGGGGAUUUGAAAGCAAACAGAGCCAAGAAAAGAUGCAAAAUAAAUAAAUUACCCUGGAAAAUUGAUCUUAAUGUCGACUUUGAACAGGGUCCAAAUCAGUUGAACUUGGAACUGGACCUGAAAUCAGAUCCAAGAGUUCCAUUAAGAUUCACAAGCUGUCAGGUCCCAAACUUUGCACAGUAAUAUAUUGUAUUAUAAAAUAGGACUCCACAGCUCUCGAGGGCACAAACACAUUCAUUUUCCCACUUAAUUAGUCAUAAGACCAAACUGUCAUAGAUGUCUACAGUUGUCCACCUGCCUGUAUUUAGCUGGCAAACACAGUGUCUUUCAGGCCAAGGUCAUUGCUUUGCUUCAAAAGCUCAACCAAGUUCAAAUGUAUCCUGGUCUGUUUUACUUUUUCCUUCUCAAACAUGAUAACUAGUAAGAAAAAAGUUCUGGUUCUGGUGACCCCCUGGUAAUUAGUUUGAUAAAAGUUAAUUUUUCAUCUGAGUUUAUGACCUGGAAACAGUUCUGAAAAAACUUUGCCUUUUUCACCACUGUUUUGCCAACAUAACUACCCUAUUUAUUUUACAUUUUCAUUUUUAAAACAAAAAAAGCAAGUUUCCUCUGGUAGAAAAACAAGAUGUUUUAUCAUUUCUCUUUUGCACUUUAAUUAUGUUGACUAUAUGUUGUUGAUUAUCUUUCUUGUUGAAGGACCGCAGUUUCUAGGACCUGUUCUUUUACAGUUUUGAUUAUUCCUCUCAUGAGCUUAUAACACCACUUUGACUGCUGAGGCUGUGGUAUUAAACAAAAUAAUAAUAAAAAUAAAAACCUUAACUAAGAAAGUAAGAUUGAAACGGAGACAAAAGGUAAGACAUUUACAUGUAUCACAUCCCUCACAUGAGAAACUCUUUACCGGACUUACAACAGUUGUACAUUUUGCAAAAUGUUGUUUACUGACUUUAAGGAGACAUUCAUUUUUUUUCUAACCCACAUUAGUGAGGAUGGGUCGUUUGAUCUUUGACUAUUUAGUGCUUGUGUUCUCUGUCCUGCAAGUGUUAGUACAUCCCUGCAACUUCUUAAGGGUUUCCAGUACUAGAGUAAAAUUAUAGAGUCAAUAAGAGUCAAUAAUAAUAGAGUCAAAUUUCUUGUAUGUGUACACAUACUUGGCCAAUGAAGCUGAUUUUGAGUCUGAUUUAUAUUUGAUAUAGAUCUUGUGUUAUAGUGAACAGAUAUAGAGGUCAGAAGGAGGUGUUUGAUGGGUCAAAUGACAAACUACUUAUUGGAUUUGAGUCCCAGUCCGAUAUGAUGCCCAAACAAAAAACAUCAUAGGGCUUUUUUUUUUUACAUAACCAAGACAAGAGUAUGUUGUGCCUCCAAAAUAUAACGAUUAUUUUCAUGUCUUCAGAUAAUGCUCUGUGUUGAGGGUUUUUAUUUAUUUAUUUAUUUAGCCUAAACAUAGACUUAAAAGAAAACAACAUAUGAGUCAGACACCACAGACACCAUCCAGUGUUGCUGAUUUAAGGACAAGAGGGCAUGGACAUUUGUAGAUUACAGAUAUUCUUUACUUUUCUUGAAACUUUUGUUUGGACUGCUGCAGAAAUGUAAAAAUGAAUAAACACAGUGCAGUCACGGUAUUAAAAACUUAGAACAAAGACUCUAAGUGAUAAGAUCCCUGUUUUUUUUUAUGUACCACCACUCUUUUUUUUAAUCAGCCUCGUGUCUGAAGCCCAAAGACACACUUAUUUGCUUGGGAAUAUUCUCAACCCCAUGAUAUUCAUAUUGGUUACAGCCUCAUGCCUAUGCAGAAUGAAAUGUGAAAACGUCUUUUAAACACAUUUUAUCACCAUUUUCGUUGAGAUUAAACAUCUUUUAUUUGUCAACUGUAAAAGUGAACAUUCAUAAAAUGUCCUUUUUGUGUUCAAACUCGUUCAUGUGUCGAUAAAAGUGUUAGUGAUUCCUGGAAGCUGCUUGUGUGUUAGUUUUGUAGCUACUGAGAAGUGAAUUCAGAAUGACCACAAAUGAGACAGAGACACCAUCAGAAACACUUCAGGAUGACUGAGCGGUCAGAAUGAGGGGGAGUAAAAGUGAGACAGGAAGGCGGAGAGGGAGCGAGCGAGGGAGGGAGGGAUGGAUGCAUGGAGGGGAUUCCCACAGUUCCUGCAUCGUGGGGGUAGCUUUGGAAACAACAGUGCUUCAUACAGCAGUGAAGAAAAACUCCUCCUCUGUCAAGUUUCUCUCUCUCUCUCUCUCUCUCUCUCUCUCUCUCUCUCUCUCUCUCUCUCUCUCUCUCUCUCUGCAAGACCUAUGCAGCAUUUUUUUUCAAGCUUUGUUUCACCUAAAAAUGAUGUUGAUGAGUUUAUUUGCUCCGUAAUUUAUCGAAAACUGCUUCAUAAUCUCUGUUUCGUGUGUGAAAAAUCUGAAUGUAUUUGCAGUGGUUCCCCAGCAGAUGGAGCUGCAGGGUUGUAAGAUGCUGCAGGGCUGGACAGAUCAACUCCCACUGUUAGGCUUGACAGAUUGUUCUAAUCCACUGCCAUUCAUCUGCAGGAGCAGCAAAGGUGAGCCUUAAACUCUGUUUAAUCCAGAAAAUAAUGCUGUGAUAUGAAGGCUGAUACUGGCUGGAAGUACUAAAGGAUGAGCUCCAAGAUAGUCUCACCUCGCCAUUAAUCAUCUGCAUGUUGUUUUUGGCACAGAGCGUUACCUGAAGAUGAAGCAGAUGAGUGAAUCUCAGAGCUCACAGCCUUCUGCCUUCAUGAAUCAUCUGAUGAAGCUCUCCAACAAAUCACAGGUAGACAACCCAUACAUCCACAUCGGCUGCAUACAUCCUCCCAUCCUAGUUUACAAGUUCUGUAAAAUAAUCUGUAUGUGAAACUUUCCAUUUACAAAAGUGAAAAACUUUAAGACAGAAAUCAAUAGUUUAAACAGUCUGUUUAUCAGACAUAAUAAACACUUUCACCUCAUUUUUGAACUCAAUAAGUGAAUAUUCUCAGUGAAAAUCCUGUUUUCCAUGUAGGAUCCAGUGACAUAACUUGGGUGAGAUUUGUUCUUCAUAUGUUGAUUUAAAUCCUAGAAACUUUACUGACCAUUAUGCAGACCACCAUAACAUGAAGUUCAUGCUGUUCUUCAAUUUAAUGAUAGUCCUGAUAGUCAAGUGAGACAAGAAUUUAAAAAAAAAAAAACACGACUCUGUUAGUCUUAUUUUGAACUCUAGCUUCUCAUGGCCAAAAUAGUUAUUGUGAUCAGAAAGAAAAAGGGACAGACUUAAAAAAUAAGUUUGUGGAAACAAAACCAUAAGCAAAAUAUUUUUUUCCCCAUUUAAAAAAAAAAAAAGGUUUGUUGACAUGUUUGUCAUAAAGAAAAGACAAAAGAGUAUUUAACUGGAAGGCCAUCUGGAUACAAGUUAUUCUUUCCACUGUGCUGUCUGUGAAACUUCACAUUUGAAAGUACUGAAAGUAGCAAACGUAAAGUUGACAGAGCAUGCUAAGUUUUUAGCUGCUCUAUCAGUCAUGACAAACUUAUGUACUUUACACAACACACAAGCCUUCAUAAAAAGUCACACUGUUGCUGAGGGGAAUAGGAGCCACUCAGCAAAAAAGUAGGGUAAUCUAAACUUUCUCAGAAUUCUGAGUGAACAGUCAGAAAUCAGAAAGAAAAGUCAGAGUUAUCCUUUUUCAUACUCUGUGUAAGGACUGACACUUUACAUAAUUCCCCCAGCCAGACAGAGGACUGACUUUUUAUAUGGAGGAGGAUCAAAAAUUUUCUACCUCCUUGCAAUUUCACCUCUUUCUGUGUGUCGUGUUGAUAGCAUUUGAUUUGUCGUCAUUAGGUGAAAAGAUCUGCUAUACAACAUUCUUCUAAUAGCUGGCGUGCUAUUUAAGAAGCUGAACGUUAUCAAAUCGGUCCAGCUGCAGUAGAACAUAAACCCUCUACACAACUCUAGCUUCCUAGAAUCAAGCAGCCACUGCAGUCAAGCAUUCAGAAAAAUAGAUAAAGGAUAUUACAGUGAUGUUCCUAAAUGUGUUAUCAGAGGAAUCACAAGCGAUAAUCUUACGAAAUAAUCACGAAAUAUGUCAAGAACUGUCAUAAUCAACAUUUUCUUUGUCUAAUGUUGUGUACUAGGAAUUAAUGAAAUUCUCAAGAGGGGGCCUAAUGCUCUACAGGUGUCAUUAACUGGGCAUAAUUUAAGAAAUGACCCCACUGAACAACAGAGGGUUUAAAAUUAUGGAUAUUUGUAAUCUGAUCAAAUUAUUUGAUCAAACAGCAAUCAUAACCAGGCCUUAGUAGUCCUGGUUUUAACCAGUAGCCUACAACUUGUCUUAACAAAUGGCUGUGUUGUAGACUUUGUUGACAGUUUUCACAUUCUUCACAUUUUAUUGCCUCUGCUCUCUUUUUACUUCUUGAGAUUUAAUUCUUCAUUUCUAAAUACUUAGUUUCUGGUUCUCUGCCAUGUUGGUUAUACAGCUCUCCACUCAGACACUGAAGAGUUUGUUUUUUUGUCUUUGCUUGCAAACAAAAUUGAUGAGAAAGUUAGAAAAAAAACAUUUAAUUUAGAUCAUUUAAAUAAAUUACUGCAUUUUCUUCCCAACAGUGCAACAACUGUGUUAUCAAAUAAAAUGAACUGAAACUGAUGUCUGUGUCUCCACCUCCAGGCAGUGCUGGGUCAGCAGCCACCAGAACUGAGCAAUCUGGCUCAGGCGUCUGUUCUGCUGGACGUCUCUGUCCAGGCCCUGGAGGACACCCAGGAGGAGGGACUGCAGCCAACAGACAUGGUGUCCCUCAUCCAGCUGCUGUCUCUGGCUGCUGACGUCCCCACUCAACCCCCCACUGAUGCCACCAACCAGAGCCAGGAAAACGUGCAAGAGCUCAGCCAGCACUUCAUCAGCGUGGCAGACAGCAUCAUCAGUGAAAACAACGCCCUCAAGUGGCAGGCCAUCAAAGAGGUGGAGCAGGAUUUUUUUAUUCUUUCCUUACCCGUCAUGCAUCUUUUUACUCCACAGUGGAAAAAAAAUAUCAAUUCAUAAAUUAAUGCAGAUAUUAGAUUAAAUUAAUUAUGAAUUAUGAUUAGUAACCCUUUUUUGAAAAUUGUUAUCCUUAAUGUGGAAAAGGGAUUUAAGAGGAACUUAACCCCCUUAUGCAAAACACAGAUUCCAUUUCAUAGCACCAUAAAGAUGUGAAUCUAUUGGGAUCAAAUUUUGAUUCAAGGAGUGUUAAAGUUUAAGCUUGACAUUGUAUAUAUAUUUUUUAAACCUUUACAAUUUUAAGAAGUUAAUGCUCUUUCCAUCUCUAUAUCCGUCUAUAAUUGCCUAUCGUAUUAGCAGCAACCUGGGUGCUGUUCUCAUACAUUGUCCUCUUUAUUAUGUUUCACCAACUUCAUAUGUCAAAUUAGUAUUUUAUUUUGUUUAACCUUUUUUGUUGAAGUUGUUGAGAUUAGUAUUGUUAUUCGAAUAGUGUUAAAAGUAGCCAUGAUCAAAGCUGAAGGAACCAUAUCUCCUCGAAUUAUUGUGGGUAGAGGCCAUUACCUGUAUAAAAAAUAUGGAUGGGACCACAGUAAAAUGAAAUUUUAGGAGUUUUGAAGCCUGUUUCAGCAUUUGUGGAGGAAUGGUACCACCCAUUAAUACUUUGAUUACAGUAAUAUGAUGUGGGGGCUAUAAUUCACAAAAUGAAUAUCAUGUUGUAUUAAGAUAGAUAUAAACAGAUGGACAUGAAUCUGGUUCUGCUCGUGGUUUCUGUCUGUUACAAGUAAGUUUUUGUCUUCUUGCUACUGUUACUUGAUAGAUAGAUAGAUAGAUAGAUAGAUAGAUAGAUAGAUAGAUAGAUAGAUAGAUAGAUAGAUAGAUAGAUAGAUAGAUAGAUAGAUAGAUAUUUCAGCUCUUAAGCACUAGAGGGCAGUAUGCUUCUUUAGAUUAAGUUUUGCAGUAGAAGAGUGCAUCAUCAAAAUCUUAAAGUUACCCAGAGAGGGGCUGAUCAGAGCCAACAAAUGCUAAAGCUGCCUCCGUACAUGUUAAAAAAAAAAAAAAAAAAAAGAAGUCGAUUUCAGAGAGGAAACCACACUCUCCGUGGUUGGAGCAUUGCAUCCCCCCCUCCAAACUCUAUUUACCAUACCCAGUCUGUUUUUAUUCCCUGCUGUCGCUGCACUAUUAAUGUGUGCAACAGGAUGAGGUUGCCUUAUGACAAGUGUUGUGUUUCUCUCAGUGUUUGCCUCCCUCCCCUCUUAGGCCUCUCAGCACUCCAAGGCCACCUCAGCCCAGACUCAAAGGAUGAACAGCACUCUGAAAAAGCUGUGGCAGUACUCGUCCACAAACCUCCCCUCACUGUGCUCCUGGCUCUGCCUCCAAGGCUUGGCUCUUAGACUGAUAUAUUGAAUUCAGAGCCAGGGGUUUCAAAGCAGACAAUGACAAAAUCCACGACCCGACCCUGCAUUAUAGGCCGAUCCAUUGAACUGUGUGUGCCCUUUUCAACCAGAGUGUGUGUAGGCUCCUGCAAACAGUUAGUGGGGCUGAAAGCAUUUUGCGAUUGUUUGGCAUUUGAAUGGUCAUUUUGAAAUAUGCUUCCUCAGCUUUGAUGCAUGCUCGGCGGGGCAGAUUGGGUGAGUGUUGCUGCUGAGAUGCCUGUGCUCCAUGUGUUUUAGGUGGUGAACGGCCCCAUGGAUGUGGUCAAAAGCAUUGACCGAAUGGUGACCAACCUGAGCCCUCGCUUGAUGGGGGAGACUGAUCAUCUGACCGUUUCCAGCCCCAACAUCAGUGAGUCACACACACACAAAACAACUCAUAUCUCAAACAAAUAUAACAAAAAAAUUAUACAAUGACAUGCUGGAGCAAGGUCAGGGUCCAUCAGUUCCCUUUUGAAUGACUGGCUGCAAAAUGUGCCCAAAAAAGUUAUGUAUCACUUAACUUUUGUGGCCUUAUAAAACAGUUUACAGAUCACUGUUGAAAUUCACAUGAGAAGUGUAAUAGUGUGGCGGUACUGGCAAUAACCAUCUUUUUCAAAAAUAUGAAGUAGUGAUGUAGUGCCAGAAAUAAACAUGGGGCAAUACUGUGGAAGGGAUGCCAUUGGUCCUUCACACUGGUUGCCACCCACAAUAUAACAGAGUUAUGACAAGAAGAAGCAGGAAAGAUAGUCAUAUGUUUCUGAUAGUCAUAAGAUUUACUGUGAAUCCAAAACAACGGAAGAACUUGUAGUUCUUUUUCAGGGGUACAGUCACAAUGAAGAUUAAUGCUUCCCAACCUGUCUUACAGUAGGUUUUUAUAACUUGUGAUGUGCCAUAAGCUGCAUGUACUUUAUUUCAAAAUAAGAGCACAUUUUUCACCUUACAGGAAAUAAAGAAACCAGAGUUGAUAAAUGUACUGGGCUAGUUUUUGAUUCUCCUCUCAGUGCAAAGUAAACAAAUGCUCAAUAUUCAAUCUAGUCCUUUCUUCGUAUGGGUAUAGCAAUGGUGGUCUCAAAGGUCAAGAAGCUUCUGUGAUGCCUCGUAACCCACUGAGCAUUUUUUGCUCUAAAGAGGUCUAAUAAACGUCUAAAUGUAGCCUAGACGACUGGUCUAAAAUCAGGCUACCACAGGUCUAAAAAUGAAAGUUUUUUUAGACGUCUAAAUUUAGACCAAGUUCAGACCAAGUCUAAAUCUGGACUAUAUCUAUACUACACUGUAUAUUGCUCAACGGCUAUCAUAAUUAUUUUGCUUAAGUACUUGAAGAUCAGUUAUGCAACUCACAGUUGCUUUUUGAAAUAAAUAGUUAUCAAAUAAUGGGUUAAAGUGCAACGUCUAAAUUCCAUCUGAAAAAACUAGACGUCUAAUAGCCAUCUAUAGCUCAGUGGGAAGUAUGACCCAGGUUGUUACCACUCUUCUUAUCUUAUCUCAUCUUAUCUUAUUGAAAUCAUCAAUCAGCAAAUUCUUCCGCACACAGAAAUCAUUCUCUUCUUCUUUCGACGAGUGAAUUUUGCCAGGCCACUCACUAAAUACAAAGACCGUGUUUGAUACUAGCUCGUCCAUUUUCUGCGACUGUGGAAACAUGUCAAUGCAAAACGGUAGCCUCACUGAAGGAGACCCACUCUUUCUGUAGAAAUAAAAGGAUCAUUCCAAGUAAACAAAAACAUUUUUAUAUUCACACUCAUUUAAACACACUAAUGAAUGUUAUAAUCCAAACUGGUAAAAAAAAAGCUGGCUCUGUGGUUGGAAUCAAGUUAGACUCCUUGGAGGAUGCGUUAGAGAGAUGCACACUGAGGAAAUUGGAGGCUAUUUUGAAAAACAUGGAUCAUCCACUCAUAACACCUUGAUGGACCAACACAACAACGGUGUUGGACGACUCCUCUCUCUUCACUGCAGGAUGGAGAGAUUCAGAAGAUUCUUUGUACCCACAGCCAUCAGACUUUGAUAAACAGAUGACAAUGAGACUCCAGACAAAUGAGUUUCCCUGUGGGGAUCAAUAAAGCUCUUGUAUUGUACAGACAGUCAGAGUGGUUAUAAGCAGGUCAGUCAGACUUGACUGAGAGAAAUCAUCGGAUCAUCAAUUACAAUGUACAGCAUGAGUAUAACAAAAAUACUGGACUGUUACCGCUUUUGUAAAAAAUUUAGCUUUCACUCUUAGUUUUGAGUUUGACAUCAGAUCAACAAUAAUCUGGUAGAAUUAUCUGAUCAGAUGUUUUCAUCUUUUUUUCUUUUUUUGCCCAGUUCAACUUAUUUUUAGCAAUGUGUGGGGGAGGAUUUGAGAAAGAAAGACUUAACAAAUAAUGAAUUCUGACUUAGCACAUCAUGAACUAUCCUCUUGUGUUGUAAAGAUAUGCUCUUGGAACUUCUUAAGACUAAAUUUUUUCCUACCUGGCUUUGUACUCAGUGUGGAUAGAAAAAUCUCAAGUAGAUUCCCCGCAAUAAAAUAAAGCCCUGCCUUCGUACAAUCCAGCAGAAUUAUGCUAAAGUUGCCAUGGUAACUUGUGGCUCCUGCACAGGUUAAUCAAUUCUGAUUGAAAUUCAAACUAUUACUCUUGUUUUGACAGUGCAGACAUGAAAUAGUCACUGAAUGGAAGAAGAGGAACAGAUAAGAUAGAGAAACACUUGUGUGUGAACAUGUUUAUAUCAUAAUAAAAUCAGAGCCAACUGAAAGAUUAAAAAGUAUCCCUUCAAAAAUACUGAUGAGACAUUAAAAUUAGAUUGAACUGACACUCUAAAUCUGCUCUUUGUUGUCCUUUCUCCCUCAGAGCUGGAGGUGCAGCAGCAGAGGCUGCAGGAGGGAUCCAAAGGUUUGAGUUUCUGUGGGCCCGAAACUGAGAAACACACCGACAUAGACUGUAUUUCAAUCCCACAUCAGAAGAUUCAGGAUCUCCAUAACAACGGUAGGAAAAUGUUGCAAGAUUCAAUCAUCUUUAGAGCAAUUACUUAUUCAGACCUGUCUAGCACAACACUGUUUGCCAAGAGAGAAGACACAUUUUAUUAACCCUAUCUUACAAUGCGCUAACAGCAGACUAGUGAAUGUGCACGCAUUCACCUACUUACACUCCCAAGGUCUUGCAGUGAAGUGCAGAUGGAGGUGCAUUGUUGGGUUUUGCAACAACUAUUCAACAUGAACAAUAAGUGAUCCUAAAUGAACUACAUUUCUCUCAGUGUUUUAUUUGACUGUCUUGUCUAGCACAAACUGAAAAAGCCUCUUCUCGCUGUUGUGUGGAAAUUGCAGGCUUCCACAGGCUCACGUUGGUUAACACGUGGUACGGCUCUCUGCGGCCUCUUUUCAAUCCUGAGGAGAACAUCACCAUGGUUCCUACUGUCACUGACGGAAGCCAGAGGUAACAAACAAGCACAAAUGCAGCGAGAAAUGUGUGCCUCUUUAUCACAAAGCCUGUCACAGUGUAGCACAGAUUGUAGAACAGACUAUAAAUGCAAUCUUUUUUCAAUGAACUUAGUGUCAUGCUGUUAAGUGAUUUUAUCUUCCCAAAACGGGGUCACAAAGGCACUUUGGGCUCGCUAUUUUUUGUUAUUCAUAUAUUCUUUUUGGUUCAUUAUUUGUCUGGUCCAUGUCUUGUCAAAUUUAUUCUUACUUAAUGUCAUCACAGAUCAACCACAGGUGUGAAUUCCCAAAAAGUUGGGACAUUUUUUGUCAAAUGUUUAUUAAAAUAGAACCGAAUGGUUUGCAAAUCACUAAAACUCAUGAUUCAUUAAAAGCAGUAAAAUGUCAGAACAAUAAAGUGUGAAUAUUUAUAUUGAAAAAAAAAUUAUAUGUUUAAUUUGAGGCUGGUACCUUUGAAAAUAGUUAGUACAUGGUUAGUUUUUAAUUGUUUUUAAUCCACUUGACAUCAGUUGUGCACCUUUGGUAUUGUUCGGUAUUGUUUUGCUGAAAACAAUUGCUGCUUGAAAACUUGUUUAUAUUGUUCAGCAUUUUUGAUGCCAUCCCAUAUGUGUAAACUACCCAUGCCUGGCCAUGGGCACUUAUGAAUGCCCAUAUUACCAGGAAUGCUGGCUUCUAAAUUGCACUGAUACCAAGCUGGGUGGCCCCUCAGAGAGGGCAUGAUAUGGAGUCUGUGAUUUCCAAAAACAAGGUCUAAAUUAAUAAAUCAGCCCAGUUGAAGACACCAGCAUUUUUACAACAUCUUUAUAUACGGUUUCCUCUUUGCAUGGUCCAAUUUAAACCCACAUUUAUGAACAAACUGUGUUCACAGACAGUAGCUUUUGAAAGUGCUUCGAUCCCAUGCAGUGAGUUCCACUACAGAGUCAUGACAGGUUUGGAUGCAGUGCCAUCUGAGGGGAUGUAAGAGCCAUUUAGUGUUGGUUUUCAUCAUUGUCCCUCUUUAAUUGAAUCUACUUAAAUUAUUUAGAUAAUGACAUUCACAAAAACUAUUUUUUUGGCUUAUUAUGAAUUUGUUGAACUGUUUGAUGACACAUUCUCUCACAGAGUGGUGCGUCUCUUCCCCCCUUUACCUCACAGAGUCUCCCUCUUUUUUUACCCAGUUAUGAUACUACCCUGUUGCAAACUAAUCUACUUAACUGACUGGUGUUUCUCCAGCUUAAUACAUUUUCUCACUUUCACCAUUUGAUAAGUUUUCUUUGCACAGUUUUUAUGUGUUAAGUUCAAAUGCUCAAAGUCAUUCCAAUUAGCAGAUCUUUUGAUGAACUUAAGUGGGUGGUAUUUUUACUUUUUUAUGCAUUUUAGCUGGUUUCCUUCUGCUGGGCUUCAAACUAACGACUCAAAGUUUUAGAAGCAACUUACUACUCAGGUUAGAAGAAUGGCCGCCACUCCAGGAGAUGUCAUGGGUCAAAACAGAUGGUGAAAAAAGUGCCUUGGUUGUCUUGGCUAAUUGUCACUGAAUAUUAAUCAAUGGCUACAGUGGAAUUACUGUAAAGUUGGCAACUUUUUGCAGACGCAUACAUUGCAUAUAAGAUAUAUUCUGAAUCUGAGAUACGAUGGACUUAAGUACUAGCAUGCAAAGUGGAUUUAAAUUGGGGUUAUUAGUAAACUAGAUUCAAUGCAAACAGGCCCUGAAUAAGAGUGUUUGUGUCUAUUGUUGUAACAUGUAUAUGUGAUUACAUUAACCAGGUAUUUGGGCACUGUCCUGGGCUCUUCAGUCAUAUCCACCACAGUGCUGGGUGACGAUCAGCUGGUCAGCACAGCUGUUCGCUUCCAGUUGCAGCACAGAGUGCAGGUCAGUAAAAGAUGGCCGUCUUUGAAAUCCAUCAACAUAAUCACCAGUUUUUAUUCUCAAUUAUACAUCAAAUUCAUUAUUUGUUUCUUUUUUCUUAACUCCACAGAAUCCCAUUGGCACUGUUUAUGAUCCAGUGUGUGCCUUCUGGGAUUUUGAGCUUGCGUAAGUACCAAUAAACACACACACAGACACACACAGACACACACACAUCAAGAGUGCCGGCAAUUUGAAGGUCUCGCAUUCUUCUGCAAUACCUCAGCUACCUCACCUGUUUCAUUUCAAAAAUCUGAUAAAUGCUGCAUUACUUUGAGAUAGGAGAAUAUUUUCAUUCUUUGCAUUCCUGUGAGUAUGUAGAUAUGUCCGUUUGUGCUGUUUGUGUCUGAUUAGUCCUGAGGCGGGUGGGUGGUGGAACACAAAAGGCUGUGAGGUAGUGUCCAAACAGUAUGGACACACAGUGUGCUACUGCAACCACACCACCAACUUUGCAUUGCUGCUCCAGGUUUAUGAAGCCCAGGUAAAACCCCUCUCUCUCCAAUUGUCACCCUGUGUUUCUGCGUGAGCUUUCAUCUGCGGUUUGUGCUGCUAUUUACAGCUCGCGUGUGUGUGUGUGUGUGUGUGUGUGCGUGUGUGUAUGCUUUUGUAUGUGUAUGUGUGUCUCAGAGGAGCCCAGAGAAUGAAAAAGCUCUGCAGGUGCUGACGUUCAUCGGCUGUGGAGUGUCUCUGUGUGGCCUCCUCUUCACCUUCAUCCUCUUCAUCGCUGUGGGGUGAGUCACAAACAUCACAGAGUGCACUCUGCAAAGCACAGAGGGUGAAAAGCAUUUUAUAAAACCCUGCCAGAUUCACUUCAAUAAACAGAGAAAAAAACAGAACAUUGUGCUCUGCAGAUAUGUCAACAGUGCCAGGGUAAAAGAUUUUUGAGAAAUUCUUAGAACUAAUGUUAGAUCUUUUUUCAUAUAAUUUAUUUCAUGUGUGUAUGUGUUUGCAUGAAUGGAUGUGUGUGUAUGUGUGUGUGCGUGCACUUGCAUGUGCAGUGUCCCUAAAUCAGACCGGACCACCGUUCAUAAGAACCUGAUCGUUGCUCUAGGCAUCGCUGAGCUGCUGCUGAUGUGCAGCGACUGGGCUUCUGCAGAUGAGGUGAGACUUAAAUUUUUAGUUCAUUUGUGAUGUGAUCUGUGAAGUGUGUGACAGUAGAUGAAAUAUUGAAAAAAAAUUGAAACCUAUUUUUAACCCUCCUUUCAAACUUUUCCAGACCAAAAAUAUAGAGCACAGCACAAAGCCAGUCACAGGAGACAGCUGUAGUGUUGAGACUCAGUAUUGUAAGGAUAAGCUCUGUAUACAGGUGGAGCCCUUUGCACCUUUAUCAUGUCGUAGUACAUGUUAAUAGUUUUUAAAUCAUGAGUCCUAAUUUUUUCAUGUCUUUUCAUGUUUUGUAAUCUGGGUGUCUGAACCUGGACCUGAACCAGACUGUAUCACAACUUUAGUUAUUGGGUGAUUUGGGUGAUUUGGAUAAUUUGGGCGUCUUUUUUUUUCUGAUUUGAAUUCCAAAAACCACCAUUAUUACCCCCAAAAAAUCAAAUUAUGCAAUUUGAAUUGAGAAAAUAAAAUCCAAAAUUAUAAUUUGCAAAUUAGUGAUACUACUGAUUGUACCAGCGUAAUAACAUAAGAAUGUAGAUACUGCUCUUUGCCUUCACUCUUUUUCAAGUGGCUCAAGUAGCAACAUGCAUAAACACAUAUUUUCAGCUUUUAUAUGUCCUUUGUUGAUGAGUAUGUCUUGCACAGCCAGGCAAAAUUAGAAAUGAAAGACUCGAUGUUUUCAGCCUCAACAGUGCAGUCUGAAUAUUGAUUUCCACAUUUUUAGUUUUUCUAUGAAUGACUUUCUUGUUAUUUUGUGCUGCUGUAAAAUAUUUGCUGAUUAAUCUGCUAUAAAAAGUCCGAAUAAGUUAAAGACAGACUGUCAAAGCCCCCUUGACACUUUAAGGACCUGAAUUGCAGCAUUUGAUUCAAUACUUAUUGAGCAACUUUUCAGUAUUUUUAAGGAUUUGCACAAAUUUACUUCUCGUUUUGGAGUUUUGCUACCUUCUUUCUCCAAAGUAGCCAACAUUAAGAGAUAUAUGUUUUACAAUGAAGCCUUAAUGAUAAGAUAUAGCUUAGCGAUAUCCUGAUAUUUCCAGAUAAACUUUUGAUCCCCCUGCUAUCGAAAUACUCAAAUCAAUACGGCUGUUUUAUCUGUGUCAUGUUGUUGAAUCUGUGUUUCAUGAAUCCUGCAGACGACUUGCUUUGUGGUGACUGCUCUGCUCCACCUCUUCUUCAUGGCCUCUUUCUCCUGGAUGCUGGUGGAGGGCCUGCUGCUGUGGAGCAAAGUGGUUUCUGUCAACAUCAGCGAGGACCGCAGGAUGAAGCUCUACCACAUCAUCGGCUGGGGUAAAAUCUGCUCUCUCACUUUCGUGCCUGGUCAGUUUUGUGUUCAAUUGUUUGGUUACCUGCAGAUUUGCAUCAGAACUCCAUCAAUCUGUUUAUUUUCUUACCAUGAUGGAGAACCAGCAAUAUAUAUCAAUUUAUGCAGCAGAAAUCAGAAAUACAAGAAAGUGCUGUUGAUUAUAUUUCAGACCUCAAACAUCAAUAUUAAACCAUAGACUGUGCUCAACUCCCCUUUCUAGAAGACGAAAAUAGAUGUGACUAAAAAGAGCAACAAAGCUGCACAGAAACUGCACAUUGCUGGAUUAAAUCAGUACGUAUACAUGUUGUUAAAAAAGGAAUUUGCUGCACAAGUACAGCUGAAAAUGAAUCUAUAAAAUACAGAUAAACACAUUAAUCCGACUGAAAUCACUCUAAAUCUAUUUUCUUAUAGUCAGACCGACAUACCUGGAUAAUGUGGCUUUUAAUUGAUUUUCUUUUCUAUAUCAACAACUCAAUCUCACCUCAAACUGGCGUACGCAUUCUGCACAUGCCCCACCAUUCUCACACCAGGCUUUAACCAAGAAGUUGAGCUGCUGUAGGAAGCAGGGUAGUGAAUGAAACCUCAGCCAAAGAAUAAGGGAUUCAAAGAAAGUCAAACCUCGUGUCAUGAGGAACAAAUAAAAAGUACAGAGCUAUAAAGUUGGAUGUGUUUUCAUUGUUCAACAUUUAACCAAUCAGCGCCUUGGUACUUUUGUCAAUAUCAUGAUUCACACCCGUUGUUUGUAGACUAGGAGAUGACAAGUGGUCACCAGGGACAGUUCAAACCUUUUUUCUUUGGUGAGCACCUCUAAAGAGUCAGAUAUACCAGAGUAACUUUAUAUUUCAGAAUUGAAUUAUGUCUAACAAGUGAGAGAGACUUUAAGAAUGGAAAAAAGAAAUCACUUUUCCAUCUGAAACCCUUCUACUGUACUCGCUUCAAUCUUCAAGACAUCACAGCAGUUCCUGUUACCCAACCAGAUUUUCUAAGAAACAUGGGAAACGGAUGAACCAACUUAAAAAUCCAAGGAAAUGUUUUUUGCACAUGUACAAUGGUGCUUGACACUGAACCGAUUUUGGAGGCAUGUUAGAAAUAAAUUAACAGCUUUAAAUGUAAAGUUUUAUUCGAGAGCUGACUGUUUUUGUUUGCGUACUCAAAUGAGGCUGUCAUGUCUGUGAUUUAAAAAGUUUUGACUGAUCCUUGUGAUAUCAGAUUUGCUUCUAUUGCCCACGUUAUUUAGAUGAAAAUACCUACAACAAGCUGUAAUUUUUGCACCAAAGUUCGAUAUCAUAUUGAGAAAACUUUCUAGCUUAGUGUAAAAAUGAUGUGCCAGUGCUUAAAAAGUCAGAAGUCUGUCUUUAUAAUCUGACAUUUACAGUUCAUGUGUACUUCUCACUUGUAAAGUGUGCUGAGAGUGGAAUUUUCUUUUGCUGGGUUCAGCAGCUGUUAGGAUGUUUUCCUGUCUCCUCUUUCUCAGACAGAUGAUAGGGAGAGAUGGGGAGUUCACGUGGGGGCGUGCAGGGUGGGGAGUGCACAGGGAGGCAGCUUCACUCGACUGCUAUGACUCAACAAUGACUGGAUCUAGUCCUCUGUGAAAUUAGACCAUUGACAAAGAACAAAACUCUCCUGAAACAUUCUCAUUAUUAGGAUUAUAUCAUGAGAAAUGGCACCAUUAAAGAGCAUUUUAGGGUUAAUUAAACAAUCAGGAAAUGAAACCAACUUUUAUUUAAUCAAUUGUAUGAUCGUGCAUUGUGGAAGCAUGAAAUUCAUGGCACAAAAACAAACAGUACAAGAUUCAUAUUAACGUUUACACACACACUCAGACUGGCUGUUACAUCAUGCUGACUCUAAUGUUUAUAAUAGUCCCUUUUGCAUUGCCUGUUCAGGAUGGGAUUGUUUUGUCCUGUCAAAAUGGGAAAACUUGAGAAGAAGUGGGACCAAGUUUUUCCACCACAUGAGGGGCAUUUAAGGCGAUAACAGAGGGAAAACAGUGGCAGGACAGAGGCUUUUGUCUAAAUAUACCUACACAAACGAGGACUGGCAGUUAACUCCAACUUUUUAUUUACCCCUAACCCAAUAACCCUAACAGUGAUUUUAACCCUAACCCAUAUUGAGUUAAUUGGUACAAAAAAAUAAUAAUAAUAAAAAUAAAUGGAAAAAUUUCUUUUUUUUUUUUUUUUUUUUUUUUUUUUUUAGUGUUAUGGUUACGUUGGGGUAUUGGGGUUAGUGUUAGGGUUAGGGUUAUGGAUUUAGGGUUAAAAUCACUGUCCAGGACCUUUUUAGGAGCAAGUUUCAGACCAUCUGGAGUCAAUUGGUACAAAAAAAAAUUAGGAAAAAUGUAAAAAAAAAAGUUUAAGUGUUAGGGUUACAUUGGGGUAAUGUUGGGGUAUUGGGUAAGGGUUUUUUUUUUCUAAUCUUUUAAUCCCAUAAUCCUAACCCUAAUCCCAAUACCUCAACAUUACCCCAAUGUAACCCUGACACUUAAAUAAAUUUUCACACUUUUUCUGAAUUUUUUUAAUGUACUUAUUGACUCUAAAUGGUCUGAAACAUGCUUCCAAAUAGGUCCUGGACAGUGAUUUUAAAACUAAGACAAAGAAUUGUACGGUUUAUGAAUUCUUUUGUGGGAUAAAGCUAGUUUUGAACUUGCUAGUUAACUGGUAAGUUAGUUCAAUGUCAUCCAAAAUUGUGCUCCUAAUAAACUUCUGUAACAUGCCCCUUAGUGAUUUAAUUGCUUGACUAACAAUUGAAGUAAGUAUUUUCUACCUAGCAACAGCAGAAAUAGAAAAAUCUAAUUGGCUAACAAACAAUUUUUCUCAUAAACAUUUUAUUUGUAUGUUACCAAUUGAUACAUGAAUUAAUGAAACAUAAAAUAAGAAUUUUUAAUGUUACUUUUAGAAAUAAUUGGGUCCUUUUAAAGGUUUUAAUAAACCAUAUGUCAGCAGAGACCAACAUCUUAAUUUCUUAACCUGGUUAGAAUGAUUGUUAACUCUGCCUAACACCCUAUACUACAGUCAUCCUGACCGACUCCAAAGUUUAUCAUGUUAAAGGUAGAUCAAAUGCUUCAAAUUGACAUUCUUUUGAUUACAGUAUUUUCUGGUGACACGAGGAACUAGGACAAUAGGUGUCCAUGUUUCUCUCUGCUUUUGUCUUAUUUUGUUGACUCCUUUUUUACCUGCUGUCACUCUGGGUGUGACACAAACUUUGUGCAAUGGAUGUGAUGGGAUUUUUUUUUUUUUUUAAGUUUUGCAACCUUAACCCACUUUUUUUUUUUUUUUUUUAACAAACAUCCAGCAGCUGCUUCGGUGACUUUGUGUUUUGUCGUAUCAUGGGCUGAGAACAGUGUGUGAAUAAGCACAACAGCAUUCAGGUGUUCCUCUGGGCUCACGGUGAAGAUUAACUGCAUGUUCUUUUUCAGACUAAAUAGAAAAGAGAACUGGACAGACUAAAUAGCUUGUUUUGUGCUGACUGCAGUCAUUGUUCUAUAAAUAUGUCUAUAACUAUGCUGCCUCUUUCGUUUUUCACACUGCUGCCAUAGUUCGUUUUAUUUCAUAUGUAUUGUUUUUCAGGACUACCUGUUGUAAUAGUGGGUGUAACAUUGGCAGCAUCAGUGGACGAGUACAAGGCAGAUGGUCACUGCUGGCUUAAUGUGAAGAAUGACACCAUCUGGGCCUUUGUGGGACCUGUUGUAUUUGUCCUGGCGGUAUGUUAUCUUACAGGCUACACUUUUUGUUUUAUUUUUUCAGUUCAAUGUCACACGCUGUAGUUGUAAUACUCCAAGCUAAACAUACACUCUGUAGAUUGUUAUUUAAAAUUAAGUCAUGGCCGAUCAGAAGCAAACUGGCCAAAGAGGGACGCACAACAAACGCCUACAGUGAUGAUGGUAAACAUGUAGUGUUAAGCUAGCUAAGCGACAUAAAAUAGAGGAGCAGCUUGUUGAUUUGAAGAAACAACACAUAUCUUCUUAUCAUUUCCAGUAAAACAUAGCAUGAUCAAACUAAAAAGGAGAAGAUUCGAACAGGAACUGUUAUCCUGAUGGACUUAGCAGCUAGCCAUGUUUGGCUUGACAACCAUCCUGCUAUCUGUCAUAUUUUUUCGCUUAAAAGCGACAUUUGACAAUGAGAUUGUUUAAAAAUUCCCAGUUUAGAGAGUGUAGAAUCUGGUUGAUUAUAAAUGUUAGCUUUAAUGUGUGCCUGUUCAAUCUGUCAUUAUUUGUCAUCAAUUUUUAACAUCUUAGAUUUCCAAAUCUUUUGGCGUUGGUCAGUCUAAAGUGGCAUAAUACUUAAGUUUUACUUUAUUCAUACUGUUCCAACAACAACAAGCUUUACACUGAGAAAUAAAAAAUAGAGGGAUAAUGAGACAAAAAUGAACAACAAUGCCUACCAAUGUGACAGACAACUAAAUAAACCCAGCUUUUCCAUUGUUCCAUGUUUCUUGGUCUCCUUAUUCCUCCAAACUAUCAGUAUAUCAUAGUUAAAAUCUCACAGAUGGGGGUUAAACUCUCUAUUUUACCUUUGUCUUUGCUCCUGUAUUUUAUCAUUCUCUCUCAUGGCCUGUAAAAAUUCAAAUUGUAAAAAUCUGCAUUAGCUGAAUACUCAUUACUGAGAUGUCUGAGGUGUGUUAAGGAACGGAAACUUUCCCCCUUCUACAAGUGAGCACAAGGCUCAGCGGGUCUGCAGAGGUGUGUCUCCUGUUUUUGCCGGAAGCUGUGUUGAUGCUAUUGUCCUCUUCCUGCAGGUCAAUGCAGUUGUGCUGUGUCGGGUUGUCAUGGUGACGGUUUCCAGCGCUCGCCGUCGUGCGAAGAUGCUCAGUCCAAGCUCGGCAUCAAAGAUGCAAACCUUUGACCUCACCUGGUGAGAUAAAGUGGCUGCUCUACCUCCCUCUCUCCUCCUGUUUUCUAUGCUCUCUCUUUCGUAACUGUAUUUCUCCCAUGUGCCCAUUUCUUCUCUGUCUCUGUCUCACACACAGACACAUACACACUUACACACACAUGUUACCUCUUGGUCAAGGCAGCCACAGUCAAUAGGAGCAGUGUGAGAGAUUUGGAGUUUAGGUUCAGGAGUCUGCUGUGGGAGUUGUUUAGGGCUUAUCAGCUCAACACCUGGUCCCAACACAACUGAAUGAGUGUGCACAUGUGUAUGAGUCUGUGUUCACUUGUUUGUCACUCACCGCAACUCGCAUUCUGUCUUUGCACAAGCAGUUUUGUGGCAGUCAGUUCUUGUAGACGUUUUAUAACAAGAUCGGCAUUUCAAACACGAUGCAUGAGAAUAAAGUUAGAAUAGUAACUGUUAAACCCUCUGACAUUAAAACCAAACAAAAUUUAAAACCAAGGACAGCUUGUCAGGCUUUUUUCUUCUUCUUUUUUUUGCACCCUUGCGCUUUGUUAAAGGGCCUUGAUAACACAAUUCUGACUGCCAAAAGGAACCCAUUCCUCCUUCUGCUUUUCACCACAUCUUACAGAAAUACUGCAACUUCAGUGACUUCCAAUCAAGUUAAAUGGCAAUUUCGGAUAUGUUGUCUUAUUAGCGACAAAUCUUUAAAACCUGUGUAUUUUAGAGUAGACACUACAGACAUGGCAUGAAGUUGUUGAAAGAUGUAAAUCAUAAAGGGAUCAUAAACUCCCAGUUCAGAGAGAUGGGGAGCAAAUUUUUAAAAUGCUGCCCAUCUAUUUUAAUUUUAAUCAUACAGUUGUGUCUCAAACACAGCACAGUGAUUUGGCAUUGUGGGGAAAACUGGAUGGAAAGACUGACCUAUUACUAGGGCAUGAACUCAUGAAUAACUGCUUGGGUGAAGUGGAUUGAGUGUUGUAAAAUAGAAGGGCAGGGUUGUGGGCAGAAAAAAAGGACAAAAUAAGAGGAUGCAGGAAAAGGGUUUCUCCUGUCAUAUUAAUGUUUGUAUAAGCUAGCCUUUGUUCCAUUGUCACAUUUGUUUGUUUGUUUAUUUUUGAAAUAUCUUGUUUAUUUUGAGUUAGACGUUAAGAUAUAAUGAAUCAAAUUCAAUUUCUGUCAGUCUUCACCUACAAUCCCAUUCGAAUUUUAUUGCUAUGUAUUUAUAGUUUGUUUUAUAUUAUUCAGAUUUCUAUGCUGAUAUUUUGUUAUUAAUGUUAAUUAAUAGUUAAUGUGACUACAGGCGGUGGCAGGCGUUCAUUCUCAAUUAAUGGAAGGGAACACACCAGUUGAAUACUAAGUCAUCAUGUUUUGCAUUUAUCUGGCCCAGUGCUUUUUAGCUAUUUAAAACAGGCUCUCAUGAGACCUCAAAUAACUGAGGAUUGAUAUAUUGAUCUUUCUUAACUCAGAAGAAAUGGUGAUAAGAAACAGAAUGAUACCUCAUUAAAAUGUUAGGUAAUUUUAAGGACAAACUCAAUAUUUGCUACAGCUUAUAUGCUGCAAAAAGUUUCUCAAACAGGUGGAGUUGUUGCAAGUCACGGGGUUACAUUUAGCUGUGAAUCAACCAAUUGUUGUCGCUGAAUGGCGUAUGUGAAUCUGAAUUAAACUACAGUGUGUACUCGUGUUAAUGGAGGUUAAUAUCCUUCAGCCCACAGUGUGGCUUUCCGGUGUGUGCCAUUGAAAGCAAAGAGUGAUAUAAGGCACUGAAUACACACAGUACUUGCUGAAAUAAAAUGUAUUGCACACAGUUUGGUCUUCACUUGGGUUUUAUAGGCAUGAAGAAAAAAACAGUAUUAUUGGAGUUGUUCUAUGUCUGCUUCUCUUACAGCCGCACUCAUAUAGUGUUUUCUACAUACUACAUGAUUGCCUGUCAAAGGUUGAGCAGCAUAUUUUUUCCCCUUUUCUAUGUAUCAAGAGUAUUUAUGUUGCUAUGGCAACUAGCUGACUGUACUAACAUUCCUAGAAAUUCAGUCAUAAGAUAGUUUUGUAUGCAAGUAGCAGUUUUUCACGGUACAUUACUGCAAAAAAAAAAAACAAAAAAAACCUGAUACAUUGUUCUCACGUGAAGAGGAUGAUUUGUGGUUCAACUAAAAGUUGCUGAGGGAACCCUGCAAGAGAAGUCAUUUGUCAAUGUCUGCAUUUGUUUUUAGUUACUCAUGUCUCUAUUUCUGGGUUAUUUUAUUUAAAUACCUCGCCAUAUCCCAGAUCCAUUAAACUUAUUGUUGGAAUUAUGUUAUUAUAGUUCAAAAUAGAGCUGAAUUCACUGAAUUUUGUUGAAUACUGGACUCAUCUAUCCCAAAAAGUCUUGGCAUACAUACAUAUUUGUUUCAUAAGUCAAUUGAGCUCUAUUUAUUAAAACUGACAAAUUUUUCUAAAUGCAAAAGUGCUAGGGAUUUCGUGACACCGCAGUAGAAAUAUAUAUAAUUGUGAUUUUUUUUUCAAUAACCUCAUACUUCUGAGUAUGAUCAAGUGCUUCACGUCUUCAAGAUCUGCCUACCUUAAGAGCUUGUCAUGAUUUAACGCCUUUUGAGUCAGUUUUUAAGAUGUAUCUAACUUGAUAACUCAUUCUGCAGUUGACUUUGCAAAGUCAGCAGAAAUUGUUUAGAUUCACAGAACAAGACGUCAGAUAUAAAAGAUUUCUGCCGACUUUGCAAAGUCAACUGCAGAAUUAACGGCGUUCUUAAUGAACUGCGCUUUGAAAAUUUCCGCAGCAUAUGUUAGACGUCACCAUCUACACAUGGACCAAUCAGGGGCUGUCUUUCCCUGUUGUCCGGGUAACAGUGGAAACACUGUCUCUGAUUGGCCCAGUUAUUUUCUGACCGCUAAUACACGCUCCCAAUGGGCCGAAGUCCUGACUGUUGUGAGAAGGAACGGCAAGUGAUUCACGCAACAGGUUGGCCCAGCCAGGCUAGUAAAUUACCGCAACUACAGCUUCUUUUUAUAGGGGGCGCUGUGACUGUGAUAUAAAAUUAAAAUUAAAAUCAUAGACUGUAUAUAGAAUGGACUCUGUCUGCCUCCUCGCUGGGUGAAGCCACCGCGAGAACAGCACCCUCUGGUGACGGGCUGCAGUAUAGGUCAUAAAUCCCGCCUCCUCCAGCAAUUCUUAUGGAGCUGUGGACAAACUUUAGAAAUUUAUGACACAGAAUAUAGUUUUUUCUCCUCCCUGCUUGUGAUGUUGACAUGUAGUGAUUAUAAGACUGGUUUGUGCUCAAGUCCUCUUUUUUCUGUGAAGCUCCAUUUUUAAAAGUUAUUAGGGGGUUCAUGUUUUCUAUGAUUGACACCUGAUACAGCCUAUGGGCAUGCAAGGACUGCGUAGCUCACCCGGGGGGAUACGCUGUUCGAGCCGAGUGUCAUUACAGCGACUCUCCCGCUGAGUGCGAACAAUGCUACUGCGCAAUGUUGGUUUCAGGAAGUGGAGAAAAAAAACAGAAUUGCGGAGAGCUUUUUGGCUUCAAAUCCGUAUACUGGCAGAAGGUGGAAUCAAGUUGUCCACAGUAUGUACAGUCUAUGAUUCAAACAGGUGAAGUUUUGGACCAGAUUGAAUACUGUAGAUUGGAGCUCAUAGGCUGCUAUCAGAGGGUGAGGCUAUGACUGUUAUUUAAAACAUGGUGUAUGGAUCUGAACAGGGGGAUUAUGACAAGUUAUGUAUCUCUUGGUUUUUAAGCCAGGAGGAAAACAAAAAAAUGUCAAAGUAAACCCGCUCCUGGAUGGUAGGAGUCACAAACAGUGAGGAGCUGAACCACCCUGACAAUAUACACUCACCGGCCACUUUAUUAGGUACACCUGUCCAACUGCUCGUUAACACUUAAUUUCUAAUCAGCCAAUCACAUGGCGGCAACUUAGUGCAUUUAGGCAUGUAGACAUGGUCAAGACAAUCUCCUGCAGUUCAAACCGAGCAUCAGUAUGGGGAAGAAAGGUGAUUUGAGUGACUUUGAACGUGGCAUGGUUGUUGGUGCCAGAAGGGCUGGUCUGAGUAUUUCAGAAACUGCUGAUCUACUGGGAUUUUCACGCACAACCAUCUCUAGGGUUUACAGAGAAUGGUCCGAAAAAGAAAAAAUAUCCAGUGAGCGGCAGUUCUGUGGGCGGAAAUGCCUUGUUGAUGCCAGAGGUCAGAGGAGAAUGGCCAGACUGGUUCGAGCUGAUAGAAAGGCAACAGUGACUCAAAUAACCACCCGUUACAACCAAGGUAGGCAGAAGAUCAUCUCUGAACGCACAGUACGUCCAACUUUGAGGCAGAUGGGCUACAGCAGCAGAAGACCACGCCGGGUGCCACUCCUUUCAGCUAAGAACAGGAAACUGAGGCUACAAUUUGCACAAGCUCAUCGAAAUUGGACAAUAGAAGAUUGGAAAAACGUUGCCUGGUCUGAUGAGUCUCGAUUUCUGCUGCGACAUUCGGAUGGUAGGGUCAGAAUUUGGCGUCAACAACAUGAAAGCAUGGAUCCAUCCUGCCUUGUAUCAACGGUUCAGGCUGGUGGUGGUGGUGUCAUGGUGUGGGGAAUAUUUUCUUGGCACUCUUUGGGCCCCUUGGUACCAAUUGAGCAUCGUUGCAACGCCACAGCCUACCUGAGUAUUGUUGCUGACCAUGUCCAUCCCUUUAUGACCACAAUGUACCCAACUUCUGAUGGCUACUUUCAGCAGGAUAAUGCGCCAUGUCAUAAAGCUGGAAUCAUCUCAGACUGGUUUCUUGAACAUGACAAUGAGUUCACUGUACUCAAAUGGCCUCCACAGUCACCAGAUCUCAAUCCAAUAGAGCAUCUUUGGGAUGUGGUGGAACGGGAGAUUCGCAUCAUGGAUGUGCAGCUGACAAAUCUGCGGCAACUGUGUGAUGCCAUCAUGUCAAUAUGGACCAAGCUCUCUGAGGAAUGCUUCCAGCACCUUGUUGAAUCUAUGCCACGAAGAAUUGAGGCAGUUCUGAAGGCAAAAGGGGGUCCAACCCGUUACUAGCAUGGUGUACCUAAUAAAGUGGCCGGUGAGUGUAUGUACAGUGCAAUGCCAGCUCAACAUUUUUUCAUCUUGAACCUAAAAUAGAAUAUUAGUCUUGAUUUAAAUUGGAUUGAAGUGUAUCAGGGACAUUUUCUGUCAGAAUUUUGAACACUAAUGUGUCUUUUCAGAGCUGCAUGCACAGGUCACAACACUAGAAUUAGAAGGCAUUACUAUAACAUCGUAUGGCUGUGAAGAGACUGGGAAAGUGUCCUUCAACCCAGUAUGCGGCAGACUUUAUUUUUUGCACGUUUGUUUUAUUCUGGUGGUAUUGCUACAGCUCCAAUUCUCCUCUCUCUGGCUCUCUCCAUUCCCUCACAAACAGACUAAAAAGUAGACGCCUGUGCCAGCUCUAGUGUGCCGUGUGAAUUCAGGAGAUUAGAGGGAAAUCGACAUUCAAAUAUAAAAGGGAAGCGAGGGAAGUGGGUGCUGCCUUUGUCCUUGCAGACACAGCGCAGUCUUAAAACUCAAUCUUUCUACCCAGGUGCAGCAGUCUGACAACAAUGGUGGUUUGAACAAAGGCAACCUUUUCUGCUUUGCCCCAUGAAAUGGUUAUUGGCUGUAUAAGCACAGUAUCAUUGAAAGGGAUGAUUGCAAAGGAACCGAGGAUGACUGUGGUGGGGUAAACUCUAUAGCUGUGCAGAUAUGUUGGAUGAAGACUCAAGGAGGACAUAUUUGAGAAGAAAAUGUCAUUAAAAUACCUUGAAAACUCCACUCUGCCAGCUCCUUCAACCAAUCUAUAUGUCGAUGUUUUCAAAAACAGUUCACAAAGAGAAUGUGUACAGAAAGUGAAGAAUCAGAAAAUGUUCCAACAACAAAAGGAAAAAGUUUGGUUUAACAAGACAGACAGGCAUUCACUUUUAUUUUCAAUGAUUCGUGUUUGUGUGUGUUGUGUGCGCAGGGCUGUGACCCGUCCGGUCCUCAUCCUGCUGCCAGUCCUGGGGCUGACCUGGCUGUGUGGAGUCCUCGUCCAUCUCUCUGUGGUCGUCGCCUAUGUCUUUAUUGCUCUUAAUGCAUUCCAGGUAAAUAAAGACACACUUUUUUCAUAUAUUUCAGGUUGGUAUAUAAUUAAAGGCACCUCUAUGGGCUGCACACAGAAAUACAACUGCAUGCAAAUUAAUAAAAAAUUACUUAUUAUGACCCCAACACCAGGAGACCAAAGACAUACAAUAAAAUUCAUGGGUUUGCUUGUCAUUAAAAUGCCAUAGUUAGUCAAAAAUAAUUCUAGGACAAUAAAUAUAACAUCUAAAAUAAAAUGUAUAAAAUAAUAAUAAUCCUAAAAAAAAAAUAGUGUUAUAAAAUAGUGGGAUUUUAGUGGCUUCAUGCUCAGGGUCUUCUUUGUCAUAAUUUUUGUUGUUUUUAAUGGAUGACAACACAGUACUGCAGUCACGACUACAGAGGUGGGCUAUUUAAAUGCAUGCAAAAUGUAGUUUGGUGUUGUCGUGCUGAACUAUGCAAUGCCUCCCCUAAAAAAGCCACUGUGGAAUAGCAAUGUGUGUUGCUUCAAAACCUUUAAAUACCAGAAUAUAUUUUUAUGUUAAUAUACCAGAAUAUAUAUUUUACAUCCCCAUACCAACACAGGUACUGCCUAUGAACUGUGGUGCCUUUCCCCUUAAAUGGGAGGGCCCGUUAUCAGUGGUUUCGAGAAAAGACUCAUUGGAUGACAGAACUGUUUUCUGCUUAAACCGACCCAGAAAAGCCCCCAGGAUUUUGUUUAUUUCCUCUUGAAAAAGUAUAGUUGAAACAAACAUGAGCGGCUGCAGUGUUUAACCGUGUUCACAGCAUACCUGACAACACUCCCGUUUCUCCCAGGACUCUCCCGUAUUUCAGACCCAUCUCCCACCCACCUCCCGUAUUGUCAUUUUUCCCGGGAAUCUCCAGUAGUUUGGAUGGUCAACAUUCAUUCAUGAAUCAGAUAACUAUAUUUGUCCAAAGUUUCCAGACAACCGAAGAUUGUCCUGUUUUUGCUGAGCCUCACAGACACUGGAUUGAUACUUUAACUUUACAUUUUGGGAUGAUUGAGGUCAGUUUAAGCUGUAAACUAUAUUUAAGGAGUGUAUGUUGCAAAAUGAACACUUCACUGAAAGGGAAACAAAUGCAAGAUAUAGUAUUUACGUUGAUAGACUUGCACCGCCUCAGAGUGAUGUGUUCAGGGCAGCCUCAGAUAAGAGUGCUGUAUUGCACACACAGAUGUUCAGAGAGCCUCAUACGGUAGAGCAUGUAAAACAUAUGAAGACUUUAACACCAUAUAUUAGUGGACUAAAAAGUUCAAGGCAUAUCGUAGCUAUUUUUUUUAUUACCAUUUUUUAUUGUUUAAACAAAACAAAAAAAGUAAAAGCUUCACUUAGACUUAUUUGGAUGAGCAAUCAAAAUUACAAAUACUCUUAUAAUGAGCUCAUAUCCACGGAUCUUAUAACCCAAAUGUUUGCAGGUGUGGUUCAUAGACAAAUGCUUUUGGAUGGGGUUUUGAGGCCAUGCAGUGAUUUACACUUCAGAGUCAUAUAUAAUGCAGUGCUGCCUAAAGAUCACAGCCACCCAGUGCUGGUUUCAGCAGUCCUGUCUCUGUUGUAUAGAAAUUUCUCCUGAUUCUCUAAAUCAUCUUAUGAUACUAUAGAGAAUAAAAUCUAUAAAUACGAGGAACUUGUUUGGUCUAAUCAUGUGUGUCAUGUACAUGGAUCAUAGACCUCAAGGGGUGGCCUAGGUCUCAUUCCAACCUGCAGCCUUUUUACUGGAUGUCACUCCCACUUUCUGCCCUGGUUUUCUGUACUCUCUGAUUUCCUGUCCCCUCAGAAUAAAGACUUAAAGUCUUUCUUCAAGUGUGUGAACAACAGGUCAUACCACAUCUACCUCCAGCUCUCCUCCCCUGAUAUCACAGGAGUUACUUCCUCCCCCAGACAAGUUUACACAUUGAACAUUUUUCCAUACACUGUCCCUCUUCUUCUUUUACAUUUCAUCCACACUGUGCAUCCCUCUCCUUGUCUCUUCUUCUCCCACCCCUCUGCGCUCUUCUUUAAUUAAUCAAAACGAGCUGGCCCCUGACUGACCCCCACAGAGCUGCUAGUUAAUUUAGAUUUACUGCCAGUGUCCAGCUGAGGGCAGAUAACACUGCCAAGGAGUAGGAGUGCUUCCUCGUGUUGGUAGGAGGAAGAGGCCAGCACUUCUCCUGCGUUUACUUUCAUUUGCUAAGCUGCUUCAAAAGUCUGUAAAAGUACAGUAUGAUGGAGACAGUCUAAGGGCAAAGAGAGUGAGUGAGAGCUUGUUGGGCUGAAUAAUGAUAUCCAGCAAAAGGUGCAGAGGUUCCUCAUCUGUCAGUAACAACUUCAAAGAGCAAGCCGUCGAGAUUUGUUGGUUGUAUUUUUAGAUUUAAAAUCAUUACACGCUCCGUGAGUAAAAGUGGUGCAGGUUCGUAUACAAACCACACUAUGGCCACUGUAUUUCUGUCGUUGGCCUUAUACCAUCAUGUUAUAUCCGUCUAUGAGAAGCAAACGUAGCCUUUUGGUCUGAGAGCAAAGUCAAAGAAGAAGGGUUUCAUUGUGACAUUCAUUCUUACAACCAUAGGCAGACCGCGUUUGAAGUGGAACUUCUCUCUUGAUUCAUGAACUCAGUCGCAGUGAGACUGUAUAGAUAUUACAGAAGGGUAAAUUGCCCUGAACUUUCCAGAAAUUUUCAGAAGAGCAUGUCUGAAAAUGACUUUAGGGGUUUUGACUCUUGAACAAAGUAAAAAAUAUAUAUUUUUUAACUGUAAAACAGAUGUUUAUCUUUGUUGUGUUUCUUGUGAAAUGUGUCUUAUUUUGCUCCUUUAGUUUAAAGUUAGCCAACAGAUCUUGUGUGAUUGUUUUUUUUUUUUUAAUGAACUUGCAUGAUCUGGGCUUUUUGACUUUUCAUAGACUAAAAAUAGACUAAAACUUUAAAGACCAAAAAUUAAUAAAGUGACCACCAGUAAUGGAUUGUACGAUGGAGUAUUAGGGCCACAUUAAGACAAAAAAUGUAAGACUUCAUGAAAGUAGUUUAUUUACGAAAAUUCAGUCAUUACCAAUGAGAAUAAAGUCAUAAUAAAAUCAUUACUAACAAGAAUUAAGUCGUACUAAAAUCAGUAAUUAUGAGAUGAUAGUCUUUAUUUUCUAACCUGUUGUUAAGAUGACAGUUGUUGAAAUAAGAGCCACGGAGCAUUUCGUGAAAAUGAACUUCAAUACAGGUUUCCCAAACAAGGACAUACUUCGACUUUUGGCACAUCAGCACCACAUUAUCAUAAGUAUCAUAAUGAUUUCAUUACGACUUUAUUCUCAUAAGUAAUAAAUCAGUUACGACUUUAUUCUUGUAAGUAAUAAUUUUAUUAUGACUUUAUUCUUGUGAGUAAUUACUUGAUUACAACUUAAUUUUCAUUAGUAAUGACUUUAUUCUCGUUAGUAAUGACUUUAUUCUUGUUAGUAAUGACUUUAUUAUCAUAAGUUAACGACUUUUAUCUUGAAGUCUUUUUUUUUUUUUUCAAUUCUUAAUGUGGCCCUAAUACUCCAUUGAAGGAUUAUUAUCAAAACACUAAAUCUAAAAUCUAAAAAUUGCACAUGGUUGUCUCUCAGUCAAAAUGGUUGGCAAUUCAGCCCCAGCUCCCUCGAUCAGAGAGGUUUCACUGUAUGCUUUUAUUUUGAAAGGAUGGAAAUAACACAGUCAUUCUGUGCCCCUCACUCAAAUGUCUGGAAUACAUGGAUUUUUCUGCAAAAUUACCAAAAAGAUUUACAAAUGGCAUGUUAAGAAAUAUAAAUAUUUGUAUUUUUGUUUCCUUUGACUGUUUUUGUACCUGCAGAUCCAUUUUUGGGGGGAUGAAUAAACAGAGCUAGCAUUUCAACGACUAUGCAAAGAUCUGUUCUCAAUAGACUUUUUACUCAGACUGUUGGAAGCAUCCACUUCAACAGCACACCUGACAGUAUCAGACAAUACUAACCCUAACCCUAACCCUCACCCUAACCCCUGAGGAGCUUAAAUGACUGUGAAGCUCAAUACUCAGUCCAUAAUACUGAGCAGUAAACAGGUGGAAAACAGUGUAAAAGAUGAGACAGAUCCAGUUAAAUGUUCAGUCCAGCCACACCCUGCUGGAUCUAACUGGAGCUUCUGCCAAAAAGGGAGUCAGAAGCCUGAUGCAUCGAGAGCAUGAAGAAGUACUUAGCUCUGAAUUAUUAGAGUUGGACAGAGAACAGAGUGGUGUACUAAAUGGACUCAAUGAAGAUAUUGUCAGUAAAAGCUGUAUAAAUGGCGUUGAUUCUGCUCCACGCUCUCCUUUCACAGACAAUUUCUAAUGCGUCUCUCCUCUUCACAGGGUCUGUACAUCUUUCUAGUGUAUGCUGUUUACAACAGUGAGGUAAGGAGGCAUUUUGCCCAUUGUCAGUGCUGCUGCCGGCCGUAACUGCGGCAGAAUCUCAGAAUGUGUCUUUGUGUGGUAUGUGAGGCUGCCAGCCUUUUGGACAAACCAGUGGGUGUAAAUGCUGCCUCUCAUUUAGGUGAGGAAUGCCAUAAAGAGGAUCAAAGAAAAGAGGAAGGCCUUAUCUUUCACGGUGAGUGAGUAAAAAGUGCAUAGCAAUGAUCAGAUUCAUCAGAAGAGAACAGGAAGACAUUUUCUCUUCAUAAAAGUUGAUUUUACUGUAUUGCAGUCUUCCCCUUAUGUGGGCGGCUCUUUGAUGCAGUUGACCCGUACACUUAAGUUAUUCUUUACGCUGAAUUCAUCAGUUUGACGCACUUUGGUGUAUUUUCAGAACUGCUCACAGCCAACCAGCUUCCUUCCAUCCCAGAGAGCGCCCAUUACCUCGUGGGGCCGAGGCGCUCUGACGCCCUCCAGCCCUGAGACCAGUGAGACCUCUGGACCCCCCAGCUCCACCUCCACAUCACUGGUCAUCAUGAACGGUAGGGACUAACAAAUAUAUGCAAAUGCCUCCUGUAGACCAGCUUUGCUUCAUUCGCCUACAUUUGCUUAAGAUUUUUCUGAAAUUUGUUCAAAAGAAAGUAUCUGAUUUGUAUUUUGAUGCAGAACAAAACAAUUAAGUCAAGAGUGACUGGAAAAGACUGUCUCUGCUUGUUCACUGUCAAACCUUGGAGUAGUGUGUUUCUAGUGAGAAUGCAAUCCAGUAACUAGGCUGGGUGGUAAUCUGGUCCCAUGGUAUCCUGCAGUACUUUAAAGAAGCAAAUGUACCCUAAAACAUACAAAAAGCCUUGCUAACAAGUGUCUAGUCAGGUCAUCUGUCUGUGCAGCUGUGUUUUUAGUUUAUCUCUCAUACUGUUUAAUGUUUCUCCUAACUGUUGAUUCAAGAGAGGACAUUAGACUAAUAUAAAGACAUGUUGUGUCAAGUGACAGCUGCCAAACAGAAGAAAGAAAAAGAGAGAAAGAGAAUUACAGCUGCACACUCAUAGAGUUGGUCUCUUAAAAAACUUAAGCAAUUUGGCAGCAGUCUAAGCACAUGAUAACAAAUCUGUACCUGCAGGCUGCACAUGAUGCACACGUUGGAGUGGUUUGUAUGAGACAGCAUUAGUCUUGAAUUGGAUAACUUCACUAUAUGGUUGGUGCUGAAUGUUGGUGUGCAGUCGUGGAUCAGCACAGUGAUCGAGCAGGGGACUGGAUCCCUGCAGGGCUCCUGUGAUGUUGCUCGAGGUGUUAUUGCCGACCCGCACUGCUUGUGUCCUGUUACUGAGGAGGGUUGUAAGAGGUGUUGAGGGAUGAUAGUGUUGAAUGCUGAAGUGAAAUCUAGGAUCAGCCUUCGAAUCUUGAAAUUGAAAUUCCCCUGUGGGCAUCAAUAAAGCUCUUAUCUUAUCUUAUCUGACGAUGAUGUUUGCUCUUUGUUUCUCUGGGUGAAUUUUUCAUGGCUUUUGUGUUGCUUGCAUUUCUUUUUCUUGAAUGAGUUGAAAAACACAGAUUUAAGUUUAGAAGUUUCUUUGUUUGUUUGUUUUUCAGAGAGCUUCAGAAAGGAGAGCUUUGUGACAUUUUCUUUAAAAUCCACAUCAGGAAACCAAGUAAGUCUAAUAUCUAUGUAUUAUUACUGCAAUGUCAUCAGAUGAUGGUAAAAUUAAAGUAUGGCUGAGCACUGUCUAUGCUUUUUCAAUUGAACAGGUGGUCCAGUUGACUGGGUACAAACCAUCAGGUAUGCCUACGACAAUAACACUGGCCUUUACUUAUUAUAUUUUGGUUGAUUUUUCAUUGUGACUUGUAAAUUUAAUUUUAUAAUUACAUUUCAGUCAGUUCUUUGCAAAAGAAAAAUGGUUACCGUUAAGCUGAGCAUUACAGAUCCUCAUGCAUUAAUGUCUUGCUACCGCGACAAGCAAAAUCUGGUUUGCAGAUCUUGCAAGUUUACCAGUUUUGUUUACAUGCUGCUCACCAGUCACUGACUGUGUUUAGGCAAUUUGAUUGGAUCCUGUCCUUGUCUCAGUUUGCAAGCACCGGGCAAGAAUCAUAUUACUGACAGAAGCAUGUCCGCCUCCACUAUGAAAGAUAGCAACCUUCCCCUUUUACCUUGUAACUAUCAGGUUGUCUUGUAGUCCAGAGCAGUCCUGCCGUACAACUUCAUUCAACAAGGCUCAGCAUGCCAACAUUCAAGCAUGCGCAAAUGCUUAGGCCAGUUCAAGUACAAUCGAGUUGUAUACAUGGAAGAGAAAAUCGAUCCCCUACCGAAUUAUCUUGGUUUGUUUGUCCGACUUUGAGAAGUUUGGUUUGUUGCCAUUUCAGUCAGACUAAUGUGUUUACAUGUUUGUUAAAAGUCCGGUAGAGUUAGACUAAAGCAAUAAGUUGAUUUUUUUUGUCAAUAAUAUGUAAAUGUACCGACUGACUUCCAUGUAUCACUCUCAGGGACUAUAGUAAGGAUUUGAGUUGCCUCACCUUUUCAACAAACCAAUUCCAGAAAACAAAUUAUGUUCAUAAACAGCAUGAAAACACCUUCAAUGACACUACCAACUCAAUCUGAGUGUAAAAUUAAACUACAGCGAAUUCAUCAUCAAGACUUUUUCAACCACACUUACAAAUUGUUGCAUCCCGAGGCUGCACUGAUCUCCCACUGCUUUUGUGAACUAGAGCUUUGAAUUGUAAAUGUGUUCACACACACACACAGUAAAAUAUGUCAAUGCCAUGACCUUUGCACUUCCAAAACAUUAAAGUUACCAUUACGGCUCGCUGCCUUUAGGUUUUAAUGCCAUCCUGCUCCUGAGCCCUCUGCUCAUAGUAACCUAAUGUUAGGAAUCUUUGGAAUACCACAAGAUCUACCUUUUCUUUAUCUCUUUUUAUUAAUGCAUAUGGUGUACUUCGAAGCUGCCUGGAGGACAAAAGAAACGCGCAUUUGCAUAUUUUCUCAUCAGAAUUUCUCACUCUGACUGACUGAAUGAACAGACUCAUAUUCCUGUCGGCACUUGUCACUGCUAACAGAGGUCAUCUAAAAUGGUAGUUUAGCGUGAAAUGAGUGCUGAGUAUUUUAUGCUUUAUCUUAAUUUCUCCUCCUACAUAAAGCAGGAGUAAACACGGAAUAGUAGUCAUAUUUCUGCCAUUUUUAAAUCCUUUAUUAUUGUGCAAAGCGCCUCUGUUUACUGACUCCGAUAUAAGCAUGCUUAAACCCUUUUGGAGAGAAGUGUGCGAGGAGUUACAGCCCCUGAAAAGACCGCACUCAGAUGUUGGGAAGAUUCGCAGAUGAAACAAAGAACUGACCCAAGAGGGGAGAGCGAAUAGAGGUUUUAUUUUUCCCUAUAUUGUCUCCAUUUACCUGCACAGUGUUCAGCAUCAGGCCUGUGUGAAAACUGGCCCUGUUUCUUUUGUUGAUUUGAAUGUGCAGACAGACCCCACAGAUGGUCCCAGAUCUUCAGCAGGGUUAAGUCACUGUCAAUAGCUCUAAAUUGCCUGACAGUAUGUUGACAGAAGUUUGCGAUAGAUGCAGCAAAUGUUUAGACGUCUGUGAAGAACGCCUGAUGGAGGGUGUUUGAGUGCUGCUGGAUGUUCAUUGUUGACCGGCGAGACAAAAGAGAAGUUCAUUCCCUUAAUCAGGAGCGGAUAGCACUGGCUAUUCACCCGAUCAGCCAUUAACCACUUCAACACCUGCUCUCUCUCUCACUCUGCCUUUCAUUUUCCUCUUUUCUUCUUCUCUCUUUUGUGCACAAACACACUCGCACUCCUGUAAUGCAAAAUCAUUAAACAUCAGACUGCGCUCUGAGUCGUAGCUAAUGCCUUUCACUUUAUUUCACCACAGGCUGUUGAACUGCGAAAGGAGUGGAUCUUGAUACUCAAGCAUUAUAAACAUGCACCGCACUGCUAAGAGAGGAAAGGAGUACAUACACACAUCCGACUUGAAGAAAUGCAUGGACACAUUCACAUAACCACAUGUACGCAAAGCAUGAAAGGAGAAAGUGGAAGAAUAUGAAACAUGAAGGACGAAGGUCCAGUUUUUGUUGUGUUUUGUUCCCAGAUCAAAUCAAUGUUUCCAUUUUAUGUGUUUUUGUUUGCGUGCCAAUAAAAUGACAAACCGACUGAUCAACUGGGUGAUGAAGAUGAAUCUUUGGCAGCCAUGUUUGAGGCUUCCGGCUUUCAAAUUAUAAAUAAUAGUGAGUAAGAACUUUUUUUGAUCUUGGCUCGUCACUGCGGCGUCCUUACAGAGUGCACAUCAGCAGGAAUUUGAAAACUUUGCUUAAUAAACUGAUCCUGCAUAGCUCCAUGAAGUGCUUUCCUUCUUCUCCAGAAUGUCUUCACUCUUUAAAGGUAGUUUACGUAAGUUCCUUUUUUAGUUUAAUUUAUUCCCCAGCAUUUUGAAGCCCUAACAAAAACCUGCUUUAUCAAAAAGGAUGUGGAAUGAUUCAAUGGACUUGUCUAUCUGCCUUUUUAAUCCACAUUACCUCGACUCAAUUUAUAUGAUUUUUUUUUUUCAAUGCUUAAAGAUCAAGAUAGUCUGAACCAACAGUACAUCAGCUGAUUCUAAUGGCGGCCUAUAUGAGCUGACAGCUGACCCUUACCAGUGUUAAAUGUAUUGUCACUGGUGCCUGCAUCUUUCUGUACCCCUGAGGUUUUUGCUGUUACUCUCUCUGCCUCGGCUUUUUACAUAAACACAUAAAAUAAGGUUGACAGCUCAAAGAACAAAUCCAUACUGCUUAAUAUAAUAGCAUAGAAACAAAUCACUCGUUUUUACCAUAGUGGGGAUUUGAUUCAUCUUAAGCAGAGAAACUAACUUCACAAAAAUGGGAAAUAUGCUAGAUUUGCUCAUUUCUGUGCUGUGAUUUGAUGGUCAGAUACAGGAGUUUCACCCAGGAGAUUGCUUUUUAAUGUUCUGUGUGAAACAUGAUAACACUGUUGAGGUGUAUUUGUAUUUGUUCACCAAACUUGUCUGACAUUUUGAAAAUGUUACAGUUUGAUUUAGUUAAGACAACUGGGACGAUUGAAUUCGUCAUUGAAAAAAUGUCUAGUGAACACAGUGACCCCCAUUACCAUAUCAAUGCACAGGAUGGUAAAGGUGAUAUCACAGUUUUCGAUUAGGCGGCAGACGAAGGUGGAUAGUUAUGAAAUUGACACCAUGAUUCAGUGUGUGUUAAUGUGUUUUGUGUAAUGUGAUUUGAAGGGAUGCUUGAUCAGCAGUGCUGGCCCACUUGUAUUGAGAUGGCUCCAAAUUUUGAUGAAUAUGAAACUGACACAAAAUAUUCACUUUUCUGGGCAUGUUCAUCUCAUCCAUCAGCUACCUCCUUCCAGCGCAGUGAAUUAUGGUAUAUAUUCCUGGGUAGUUUUCAUAACACAUUGUGGAAUACAGUAUGUGCAUUAUAUAAGGUAUAAUAAUUGCAAUUCAUUGUUUAGACCGUUCUAAAAAAAUCACAACAUUCACUCUCUAAUAGUUAGUAGUGAGUGACUUUGGACACUGUCAGAGACUUUUUUUUUCCAUCCAUGGACACAGAGUUUCUCCCAAAUAACUACUUUCCAACUACAAGUUUUCAUAGGAUUUUUUUUUUGUUUGUUUUUUUGUAAAAAGUUGUUUUAAAAAAUUUUAAAGUUCAAUUGAUUUCAUUUUUUAAAAAUGUAAUAAAAUACAGAGAGUGUGUUGUGUUCCCUUUAGACUGUUUUCCUUUUCUGAAUCAAAAAGGGGAAAAAAAAUCCUAACAAACCUUUUUUUUUCACCUCUUCACACACACGAAUCACAAAUGACAAAAGGGACUUCCCCUGGAUGAAAACAUGAAAACUUACAACACAUUUUACAACAAAAUCAACAAACAUUUUGACAUUUGGUUAACAAGACUAAGAAAAAACAUUUACAUGACAAAUAAAUGUUCACAGAUUUACUUCUGCAAACAAAAACAAAAUAUAUAUAUGAUAAUGAUGUACAGCUUUUUAAACCCCCUGUCUCACUGAGUCAAAGAAAAUGGCUUCACAUAUUUUGUCUUCACUUGACUCGAAGAGUCAGAUAGAGCCCUCUCGAAAUUAUGAAGGAAUAAAAAAACAUUUAAAGCACCUGUGAGGAACUUUUGGGUUUUGUCAGUCUGGGUACCCCCUGUGGACUGUGCAGGUUUAGCUUAUUUUUCCCCCUACAUGCUUAAGUAUUGUCAUUUGUAAGAAUCUCAUCCUGCUGAUUUCUGACAGUCCAGUGUAUCAUUCUAUGGGAAAUGUACAAGGUGCUGCUUCUCUAGCUGCUUGGUUGAUGGCUACCCCCCUUGCACCAGUUUUAGACAUUAGCAAUUACAACAAAAAAAAAAAAAAUGUCAGUCUUGUCAUUGGUUUUCUUGUUUGCUUUUGUAUGUCAUAAAAAGGCAUCCCUAUCCUCCUCCUCUCAGGACCUUUUAAAUAGAAAUAUAGACAGUAGUUCUAAGGCUACAACAGAGUUUUUGUUUUUUUUUCCAAGAUUGGAAAGCUCCUGCUGCUGGAUCAUCUUCUUACAAGAAUAAAGUUGUGACAAAUUGUUUUCUUACAAGACUUAAAGGAAGGCGAUCCUGCAUUUUUUUCAGGCUCUAUAUUUCCUUUCUGAUACCUCUUUAAUAGCUUUACAUGUUUUUCAGAUCUAAAUAUCAUUAUUUCAGCCUCUAACUAAAACGCUUUACUUUAGCUGCUGUCUCUUUAAGCCCACCCCCUUCCACUAAACAACUUUUUUCUGAUUGGCCACCUCUCUGGAUGAGGGCAGAGCUUUGAGUUUCAGCCUCGCCUCUUCCACUGUUUAAUUCCUAGAUCAGAGGAGCAGAUUUACACCACUUCACUGUGGGUGUCACCCUGCAGGCUGUGGGACAUUGGCCGUUCCAAAUUGCCAGUGGCACAGAUGAAUUAGUAAGGAGCGUCUGUAAUACCUACAUAGGUAUUGUGUGAGUCUUGCAUUUUCACACAGGCUCCUGUUUUCAGCAAUUUACAUCUAUUUUUAAGAUAAUGACAACUUCCGUUUACCUCCCAAUUUGAAACUUGGCAUACCUCUAGCAUGGACACCAUACAUUGUAACUUUGUAGUUUUUUGUUGUUAAUGUGGAAAAGCAUAAUACUAUCCCUUUUGAUCUAUGUAAAAUCUUGUUUAAAAUUGUUAAUUUAGUCAUGUAGUGAUUAGCUGCAUAAUGCUAGUCCUGAUGCUUUUAACAAUGUGGUGCUAAUGUGACAUUAUUUUGUGACAUUGUUUUUUUUGUGCAGGGACAAACAUGGCAAAAUGAGAAUACAGUGCACUUGUGAUCCCAGUUUUUGCUCUAAUUACUAGAUAUUGAUCUUACCGGGUCAACAGCGACUCUAACACGACAAGUGCCAUAAUUUUAAUAAGAGCAUUCUAUAAUUUAGUCAAUGUAAUUUUUUAUUUUAUUUUGUUGAAAUGGAGGUUCCUGACAAAGUCAAAAAAUCUUGAUGCAAAAAAGCUAAUUUAAGUGGUUCUAUUAAGCAUUUAAAAUCAAAAAUGGGGCAGUGCAGACCCUAACACAGGAGGAGGAGGGUCAAUCAGUUAGGAGUCAUGAAAACAAUUUGUUGUAUUUGUGAUGUUCAUAUAAGCCAGAAAAAAUCACUUACACAUGAUAACAACAUGUGAAUGUCCAAACCUGGUUAUACAAAUGCGGUGAAUAUGUCUGAAUGACUGCUGUCUUAAAGUAAAGCUAAAUCUUUUAGACUCUAACUGGUGCGAAUGUUGAAGUCAGACGAGGCUUAAAAAACAGCCGCAAAAUGACUGUUUUACUGAACCCUGUAAAAAUGAGACACACACGUGGAUAUUUACUUCACUGAAUUUUAUUGGUUUGAUGCUAUUACAAUAAAAUAUAUUUAAAGAAAA